Fukomys damarensis (Damara mole-rat) is the source of this 3336-nucleotide messenger RNA. It is a transcript of the gene Phf21b, whose product is annotated as PHD finger protein 21B. The record is from RefSeq and is a predicted model, not a curated record. NCBI's taxonomy places the organism in Eukaryota, Metazoa, Chordata, Mammalia, Rodentia, Bathyergidae. The transcript is spliced from 13 exons. The coding region runs from base 163 to 1632 and encodes 489 amino acids.
CCUUCGCCAGCCCCGUUCUAUUCGGCCGUGGAAGAGAGGACUCGGUAUCCCACACCCAAGGAGUCCCGGUUCACCCACGCCGGGCUCGGCCCUCAGCCGAGCCGCACAACUUCCCGGGAGCCGAGGCCAAAGUGCGCGCAAAGUGCUGCCCAAGUUCCUGGGAUGGAGCUGCAGAGCCGGCCUGAGGCGCUCGCCGUGGAACUCUCGCGCCACCAGAACGGCGACCUCAAGAAGCAGCUCCACGAAAGGCAGCCGCGGAUCGCAGCACUCAGCGACAAACAAGCUUUGGGAAGCAUCACUGCAGUGCCUGUCACGGGUCCUCAGGUCAGCUCCUUGCAGAGGUUGGCCGGGCAAGGAGCGGCCGUGCUACCUCAGGUUAGGCCAAAGACUCUGAUCCCAGACAGCCUCCCCGUCGCCCCAGGCAGGGACCGGCCACCCAAGCAGCCCCCGACAUUCCAGAAGGGCACUGUGGUCAGCAUCAAGAACCCCAGCCCAGCCCUCCCCACCGCCAACAACACUGUCAACCAUGUGCCAACGCCCGGCAGCCAGCCCCAGGCCCUCGCCGAGCCCACCGCCAUCACCUCGCCCCUGAGCGGCGCUGGGGUGGCCUACGCCAUCAUCUCCACCUCCCCCAGCAAUGCCACCUCCAUCGCCCCCAGCACCGCCGUGCCCGUGGUCAGUGACAACAUCAAAGUGCAGCCCCUCCUCAUCAGUGCCGACAGCAAGGUCAUUAUUAUCCAGCCUCAAGUCCAGACGCAGCCUGAGAGCUCAGCGGAGCCCCGGCCUCCCACGGAGGAGCCAUGUCAGGGAGCUCAGGCCACCAAAAAGAAGAAGGAAGACCGAGCUCUGAGUCAGGAGAACCCCGAGAAAAUCGCCUUCAUGGUAGCACUCGGCCUGGUCACCACGGAGCACCUGGAAGAAAUCCAGAGCAAGCGCCAGGAGCGGAAGAGGAGGAGCACCGCCAACCCCGCCUAUAGUGGCCUCCUGGAGACUGAGAGGAAGCGGCUUGCCUCCAGCUAUCUCAACAACCCCCUGUUCCUCACAGCACGAGCCACUGAGGACCCCUGCUGGAAGAGCGAGCUUGCGCACGAUGAGCUCUGUGCAGCCUGCAGGCGGGGUGCCAACCUGCUGCGCUGCGGAUCCUGCCCGGGGGCCUACCACCUCGGCUGCCUGCACCCGCCCCUCAAGACGGCGCCCAAGGGCGGGUGGCUGUGCCCCAAGUGCCAGCAGAAGGCCUUAAAGAAGGAUGAGGGUGUGCCCUGGACCGGCAUGCUGGCCAUUGUGCACUCCUACGUCAGCCACAAGACAGUCAAAGAAGAGGAAAAGCAGAAGUUGCUGCAGCGAGGCAGUGAGCUGCAGAGCGAGCACCAGCAGCUGGAAGAGCGAGACCGGCAGCUGGCCUUGGCUGUGAAGAAAUGCCUGGAGCUAAAGACCAGCCUGCUGGCCCGCCAGAGGGGCACCCAGUCCUCGCUGGACCGCCUCCGGGCCCUCCUGAGACUGAUACAGGGCCAGCAGAUGCUCCAGGUCGCCAUGACGACCACGAGCCCCGCCCCACUGCUGGCCGGGCCCUGGACCAAGCCCUCAGCUGCUGCCAUGCGCUCCACCCUCCAGCACCCGCAGGACCACAAGUGACCCCAGGGACCUGUCUUUGCGCCCACGGAAAGUUACUGGGACCCUGCUGAUGUAACCUCGGGGUUCUGUCGGCCUUAAUUCAUGAACUGUGAAUUUCAGACAAAAAACCAGAUAGACCAAGGAGAGGAGGGAGAAGGGGCCCGGUGAGCACCCUAGAGCUGCGACCAGGGGAAGGGUACCCUGCACCUUCCCGGUCCGGGGGACACCCGGAAGCCAGAUGCAGUGCGACUGGCACGGGGGCCCUGUCCUUGGCUGUCCGGGGCCUGCCCAGGCUUCCGGCUCUCCACAGCCCCACUCCAAACCCUCAGGAGCGAGGUCAGGAUACUGCAGCCCAGCCCCUCCCGGCGCAGUUAGCUGAGUAGUAGGGUAGUUGGGUGGGGCGUGGCAGGGCGGAGGGUAGCAAAUGUAGGUAGUCCCCCAGUGCCCGCCCUCGGCCCCCAGGGUCCCACGCCCGCCUUCCCAGACCCCCGCCGCCAUCAGUGUUACGAGGUUGAGAAGCAGCUGCUGAACUUGCAGCCAGGAGGCCCUCCGCCACCGCCUCUUGGACUCGCUCUGCUCCCCGUUGAUGUGUUUUUCUCGCAGGGUUUCUGGGCGGAAUGGAGCUGCUCCCCGGCAGAGCAGGCAUUUGGCAGGUUCCGUUUGGGGUUGGAUCGUUUCAGCCUACAGUGGGGGCCUUUUAUCUUCUGCUUCCCAAGAGCCAAUAAGUAUUCCAGUCCUCUCUUCUUGCCAGUACAGACACGAUGCCAAAAAAUAACUCUACAUUUUUGUAUGGCGUUUUUAGUUGUGAGAUAUUUAAUUGGAAGGGGGCCGCUGCUGCCUUCUCUGCAUCCGGUGGUCUCCGCCCUAAGGUGUGAAGGAGAAACCUACCCCUCCGUGGGGGACUGGCCCGCCUGAGAGAUCUAGUGGGUUUUUACAGAAGUGGAUUCAGAGCGGGAGAGAAAGGACGGGCCGCAGCUGCUGCGCAGCCCGGCCCUCAGGGACCCGAGCGUCCCCUCCUCUCACUGUGUCCCGAUGGGCAGAGCUGAGGGUCCCGUGGCCUCUCCCAGGGCUCCCGCUUCCCGGGCGCUGGCCAUCAGCCUACCAGCUUGUCCCCUCCCAGGGGACUCAGCACAACCGGCCGAGCGUCCUGGAGCCCAGGGCUCCCCCCAGCAUAUCACACGGUGCCGAAUUGUGUAGGACGUGCGUGGGCGUGUGUGGGCGUGCACACAGCCCAGCCUCAGGCACGCACGCACGCACAUGCCUGCCGUGCCGUCCCUCGUCACUUCCACGACUCCGGGAGAAACUGUGCUGUACGAUACAGAUCUAUUUUAAUACACUCAACACUGGGUUGAACAAGAUUUUUAUAUUCUUUUAUUGAUGAACAAAGUGAGCCAUGCGAGGCCUGCGUCUUAUAUAUUGGUUACUCUUGAUGCCAGUUAUGCAUUACUGCGAGUCUUGCGAUGUAAACGUCUCCAGGUUCCUCUUCUGCUGGUUUGAUUUUCUUCUUGGAUGGAUUGGGUCAGAUCUUUUCAAACUGUCAAGGGAGGAUAUGGAAGGUUGGACCCGGGAGGGGUAGCUGCCGACGUGUCUUGAGACUGUUAGUUUUUUGGGAUCAAGGAGGACAGUCCAGUGGAUAGUGAGGAUAGAGAAAAAGUGUUUCGUCUUAAAUAUGCCAACGUAGUUUUCCUUCUGUACGAUGCAUUAAACUUGAUGGAUGAUUUUAAA